This is a messenger RNA of Colletes gigas, 2173 nucleotides long. RefSeq names its product protein DDI1 homolog 2 (gene rngo). Gene Ontology annotation, biological process: proteolysis. Bases 82 to 1485 code for a protein of 467 amino acids. NCBI's taxonomy places the organism in Eukaryota, Metazoa, Arthropoda, Insecta, Hymenoptera, Colletidae. The transcript is spliced from 6 exons. The record is from RefSeq and is a predicted model, not a curated record. Gene Ontology annotation, molecular function: protein binding; aspartic-type endopeptidase activity.
AAUUCUCCAAUCUGUCCAAUUCCCCUUCUAGUGUUUUCCGAUCGCCUGAAUCGCGCGGACUGACCAGAACGGUUAAUAACGAUGAAGGUGACUGUGACCACUCUCAGUGACGACAUCUUCGUCCUGGAUGUUAGCGAGGAACUGGAAUUGGAGAAUUUCAAGGCAUUCUGUGAGAUCGAGAGCGGCGUCCCAGCACACGAGAUCGUGAUCGCAUUCAACGGCCUCCCCCUGAUGGACGAUAAAAAAUCGCUGAGGGAUCAUGGGAUCAGGGACGGUGACGCGGUGAUUUUGCAGCACAUGCACCAGAGCGGCACCAACUUAAACCUUCACCCCUUUAACGGAGCUGUUCCCAUGUUGGACUUCAGUUCCAUCAGAGUGCCAGGAGCAUCCAAUAACAGACAACCUACCACCUCAAAUAAUGCUGCAAGAGUACAAAAUCCUAGAAGCGAGGAUGAUCCAGCAAUGAUAAGAGAUACGCUCUUAGCUAAUCCGGAUCAGCUAGCAUUGCUCGAACAGAAUAAUCCUAGACUAGCUCAUGCCUUGCUAACUGGAAAUCUUGAGAUAUUCUCCAAUGUACUCAGAGAGCAAAUAAAAGCUCGAGAAGAGCGUCAGGCUCAAAAAUUGAGGAUGAUGAAUGCAGAUCCGUUUGAUACGGAAGCACAGAGGCUAAUUGCAGAUGAAAUUAGGCACAAAAAUAUUGAAGCCAACAUGGCAGCUGCAAUGGAAUACAAUCCAGAAACGUUUGGAACAGUUGUUAUGUUAUAUAUUAAUUGUAAAGUCAAUGGAUUUCCUGUUACAGCAUUUAUUGAUUCAGGUGCACAAAUAACUAUAAUGUCUGCUGCCUGUGCGGAAAGGUGCCAUAUAAUGCGACUAGUUGACCCAAGAUGGGAUGGAGUGGCCAAGGGUGUUGGAACUCAACGCAUUAUAGGACGUAUACAUAUGGUACAAAUUCAGAUUGGCAAUGAUCACUUGACAACGUCAUUCAGUGUUCUUGAAGAACAAUCUAUGGACAUGUUACUGGGUUUGGAUAUGUUGAAGAGGCAUCAGUGUUGCAUAGACUUGAAGAAAAAUGUUCUGAAGAUAGGUACCACUGGCACUGAAACAUCAUUUUUAGCAGAAGGUGAGUUGCCCGAGUGUUCAAGGUUGAGCGGCAACAAUGAAGGGGUCUUUGAUGAUAGAGAACUUCAAAGAGCUUUUGAGGACAGUUCUAGAGAAGCAAAGAAGCAACAUCAGCAAAAUGACGGUCAAGGAAGCAAUAAUCCAACCGGGAUGUCGAGCAGACCAACUGCACUAGAAACAACACUCCAGUCUCAAGAUCCUUUUACGGAGGAAACAGUCGAGGAAAUCGUGGCCUUGGGUUUUACCAGGGCGCAAGUUAUCGCGGAAUUGCGCAGAUUUCAUGGAGAUAAAACGCAAGCCACUGCUGUGUUAUUCCUGAAAUCGUUAAAAUUUGAAGGCAACGAAGAAGCAGAACUGAACUUUUAAAUCUUCGAAUAGCAAAUCGAAGAGAUAAGAGAAUUUGUACUUUUUUUUGGUAGCGAUUUUCAAUAACAAUGAUUAUACAUUUGAUGCACCAAAUGACCAAUAACGCUCAGACAAAGGUGGUAUCACAUCUGUGCUCUGGUAUCUAACUAUAAUUACCGCAAUACGCAUAAGUUUAGGAACAGUAUAGAAAGAAUUAUAAGGUUCUAAGUUAGUCGACUAGUUCUUUUUUGUGGAGGUAAAUCAGAAGUUAUGUUACAUUCGUCGGCGCUCUUAAUACUUUUAACUAGUUCAAAUCCAUUUAGGAAAUAGAGACGUGAAAGCAUAGUCUUUGUUUACGAACGUCCCAGGCUUUGCGACCAAAUCAGCUUGCCUCUGGAAGUUAGUUCCUCCGUAAUUUAUUGAAUAAAUAAACUUUGUAAUGCUAAAUGAUCGUUAAAGAUCAAACAGUCCAAGGGUUUUCCAUUCAUUUUUUUCUAUUUUACGAGGCAGGAAAGAAAACACAAGCAAAACUCACGAGUGGGAACCUUUUAUUAUACUUUUAGGUGACCGUUCAUUGAGUCUGCACAACGGACAACAUGAAUUUUGUACUGUUACUACCUGUUUAGGGUAUAUGGUAUUUUUCUGUAUUUUCUUAUUAUAUCGAUUAAAAAAAAAAAGGAAGAAAAUAUAACAACGUAAUUCACCCGUG